CGCAGCCUAAAAAACUAAACCCCAAACGCGCCACCACACUGUGAGAGUGAAGUGAGUCAGCAAUGGCCGUCUGCCACCACCAAUCACCCUUCAAGCUCUUCGCACCUCUCCCACCCCCAAACCCAAAACCCAUCUUCCGAUGCAAUCUCUCCCUCCCCUCCCGCCCCACCGUCCUCACCGCCGACCCCGAACCCCUCUUCACCUCCGUCAAGGCCUUCGCCCCCGCCACCGUCGCCAACCUCGGCCCCGGCUUCGACUUCCUCGGCUGCGCCGUCGACGGCCUCGGCGACUUCGUCUCCCUCACCGUCGACCCCCAGGUCCUCCCCGGAGAGAUCGCCAUUGCCGAGAUCUCCGGCGACCAUAACUCCAAGAAGCUGAGCAAGAAUCCCCUCUGGAACUGCGCCGGGAUCGCCGCCAUCGAGGUCAUGAAGAUGCUCGGCGUCCGCCGCGUCGGCCUCUCCCUCUCUCUCGAGAAAGGUCUGCCUUUGGGCAGCGGACUCGGAUCUAGCGCCGCCAGCGCAGCCGCCGCCGCCGUCGCGGUCAACGAGAUUUUCGGCGGGAAGCUAGGGGUGGAGGAGCUGGUCCUCGCCGGGCUCAAAUCGGAGGAGAAGGUCUCCGGUUACCACGCCGAUAACAUCGCUCCGGCGUUGAUGGGAGGCUUUGUUCUGGUUCAGAAUUACGAGCCGUUGGAUUUGCUCCGGCUGAGUUUUCCGGUUGAUAAAGAGCUGAUUUUUGUGCUUGUCAGCCCGGAUUUCGAAGCUCCGACGAAGAAAAUGAGGGCGGCGCUGCCGGCGGAGAUAGGGAUGGCUCACCACGUGUGGAAUUCCAGCCAGGCCGGAGCUCUGGUGGCUGCGGUGCUUCAGGGUGACGUGACGAGGCUAGGGAAGGCGUUGUCUUCGGAUAAGAUUGUGGAGCCAAAGAGAGCUCCGCUGAUUCCGGGCAUGGAGGCUGUGAAGAAGGCUGCCAUUGAGGCCGGAGCUUUCGGCUGCACGAUCAGCGGGGCCGGCCCCACGGCGGUGGCGGUGACUGACAAUGCUGAAAGGGGGAAGGAAAUCGGAGAGAGGAUGGUGGCUGCUUUCUUGAAAGAUGGGAACUUGAAAGCUGUGGCGAGUGUGAAUAGGCUGGACAGAGUUGGUGCUAGGCUUGUUAGUAGCAUUCCCAGAUGAAGGGAUGUCGGAAUUUGACGUGUGCUUUUGUAGAUGAUGAUUCAUGACCAUUUCCAUAUGCUUCUGAAUAAACGCUUAAUAUAAAGGAAUUCUGUGGAGAAAAGAAAGGAACAAGUUAGGAUUCUCCUCACUCGAACCAGGUCUUUCAUUCUUUGUAUAUGGAGCUUUGGGUUACUUGUCUUUUUGGGAGGGAACCAAGUAUUUG
Molecule: messenger RNA, 1371 nt
Organism: Argentina anserina (silverweed cinquefoil)
Lineage: Eukaryota; Viridiplantae; Streptophyta; Magnoliopsida; Rosales; Rosaceae
Product: homoserine kinase
Exons: 2
Coding region: 63-1166 (367 amino acids)
Biological process (GO): L-threonine metabolic process
Molecular function (GO): ATP binding; homoserine kinase activity
Source: RefSeq, a predicted model, not a curated record